AUGCAGUCGCCAGCACCGGCCCCAGCACCUGGGGACCUUGCUUCACAGUCGCUGCUGUCCCGGCUGACGAUGCGCCCGCUCAAGGCUCUCUGCGCAACGCACGGCGUCGAUCACGGUCUAGCUGGCAAACGAAAGGACGUGCUCGUUGACCGCCUGCAAAAGAUCCGGAAGGUGACGGUUGGCGAGUGUGAGGCGCUCCUCCCGACCGCCGCUGCGAACCGCCCGGCAGGCGGCGCGGGCAAGGGCGCCGGCAGGGCCAAGGCGGAUGCAACAAUGCGCACUCGGCUCGAGGCUUACUUUGCGUCGGGCGGAGACGAACUAAAGUGCUCCGCAUGCCGGCGGCCGCUUAGCAGAGUGCAGGAGCUCCGGCCUCCGCACGGACACGGCGUCUUCCUGAACGUCUCGUGCGGCUUCUUCCCGCAGUGCAAGCGGACGCACAAGCUGCGCGAAAUCUACCUCCUCUACAAGCGGCUGCUCUCUCCGAGGAUCGUCUUCGAGGCGGUCAGCCUGCGCGGCAUCCUCGGCGCGGAGCGCGACGCCUUCUCGGUGAGCGUGGACGCGAGCAAUGCGCUCGGCGUCGCGCUGCUCGAUGAGCUCGUCCAGCGAGCCGACCUCGCGCCGCUCGCGCAGCGGCCAGACACUGCCGACGAGGCGUCCCUCGUCUCCGGCACCUGCGGCAGGCGGGGGGUCCUCUUUCUGCUUUCGGACUACGCCGCGGUGCACGCGGCGGCCGUGGAGCUGCUGGUUGCGCGCAGGAGCGAGGCGGCGCCUGCGAGUGGCGGCGGCGGUGGCGGCGGCACCGAGGAGCCCUUCAAGCUCGUUGGCCUGCCUGAGAGCGACGGGCAGCUCUCUCUCUUCCUUCACGCGGCGGGCGUGAGCGACAGCGCUGCCUCGGGAGGGGCCGGGACCUCGGGAGGGGCCGGGACUUCGGGAGCCGGGACCUCCGACGAGGCUGCCUCGGCCAGCGAGCUCGCCGCUGGGUGGCGUGGGGAGGACGAGGCGCUCGCUCUCGCAGGCGAGCGGCGGCUGCGCGAGUGCGGCGUCUGGUGGCGACUCCGGUCGUACCAGCGCGAGGGCGUCCGGCGCAGCCUGCAGAUGGGCGGCACGCUGCUGCUCUGUGACGAGAUGGGGCUCGGCAAGACGCUGACCGCGCUAGCGACGGUGGUCGCACUCGACGCGUGGCCUUGCCUCGCCAUCGUGCCAGCCGUCACGCGGCGGGGGUGGGCGUGCGAGGUCGAGCGAUGGCUCACCGGCGUGUUGGGGCCAUCCGACGUCCACAUUGUCUACGACCAGUUCGACGCCUUGGACCCGAGCCGCCCCAUCCCCAAGCUCGCGCACGUCCUGGCGACGGCGGCGGUCCGCCAGGACGCCGAGCAGACCACCUCGCUCAUGGCCCUGCUGCAGAGCGUCCCCCGGCGGCUGCUGCUCACCGGCACGCCCGCGACGAGCCGCCUCUUCGACUCUUUCAACCUAUUCCAGGUGCUGCGGCCAGGCCUGCUCGCCGCGAAUAAGUACGAGUACAAGGCGCGCUUCUUCGACGGCGCCUCGUCGUCGGCGGCGCUCAAGUACCCGAAGCAGCUUCCACUGCUCGUGCACAGAUUCCUGAUGGUGCGGCGCACGAAGAGGCAGGUGAUGGACGACCUCCCGCACCGGCUCGAUGAGCAAGUUGACUUGCCGCUCGCCCUCGGCCACGCAAGGGAGGCGAUCCGCGCGUUUGGAGCGGCGCCCCUGCCGCCGGACGACUUGGCGCGCGCCGAGGGCGGCGACGCCGACGACAGCGCCCCCGACAGCCUGGAGGCUGCUGGCGUGAAGGCGAAGGCUCACCGCCUCGGCUUGCUCAAGGCCGUGGCCCUCUCCGAGCCGGAGUCUUGGCUGCACGCGCGGCUCCGCACCCUCGCCACGGCGGCGGCAGACGCGCGGCAGAGGGGCGAGCGGCCGCGCAAGCUCGUCGUCUUUGCGCACCACGAGAGGGUGAUGGACCUUCUCGAGAAGACCAUCGGCGAGCGACUCGCGGACGCCGCCACGCCGGCCAGCGGGGGUGGCGACGGCGAGUCGGCGCCGUGGCAUGGCGUGCGCAUCGAUGGCAGCCAUUCGGGCGUGGCGAAGAACGCGCUCCUGGACGCAUUUCGCGACAACGACUCUUGCUUGGCGGCACUGCUCUCGAUCAAGGCUUGCGGGACGGGCGUGGACGGGCUGCAGCACACGGCGGACCACGCCGUCUUCGUCGAGCUGCAAGAGACGUAUGCCCUCGCCCACCAGGCAGCCGCUCGGCUGCACCGCUCGGGGCAGACGCAACGUGUAUUCAGCGGCGCCGUGCAGCAGUCGGCGAGCGGCAGCUAUACACAGACGGCGGCGGCGCGGGACGAUCCGUCGGGAAACGGGCUGCCGCCACCGCCGCUCGCGCCGCCGAGCGCCGCCGAGCUGGAGGCGCUUCACUUCGGCGUCUCGCCGCACACGAGGUACGUGCACGUCUUCGCCUCGUCGACGAGCGACGUGUCGAUGGCGGCCUUCCCUCCGCACGAGCUGGCCCUCGACGGGGACAGCUGCGCGACGACCCGUCGCGAGGUGCUGCGCCGCGCUGCGUCCGCCUUUCUGCGGUCGUGGGAAGCGCAGCCGGCGCACUGUCGGCCCUUUGCGGAGCUGCCGUGCACUCUCGCCUCGCUCCCGCAGCAGUGUGAGGGGCUGCGGCAGGUAAUCAACGAGGGCCGCGCACACAGCCGACAGCGCCACGCGCCGCGGUCUGCGCCGAGCGAGCGCGAGCAGGCGAGCCUGCCUGCCAGCGCCGUCUGGAUACCGGCGGCGGUGCGCGAGUGCCGGACGGGCACCUUCGAGGUGCGUGUGCACUGGCAGCCGUUUGACCCGUCGUGCGGCAGCCUGCUCUGCGCCAACAGCGCGUGCUUCCGUCCGCUCGGUGGGGCGAGGCUCGCCGAGCGUGGGCGGACGCCACAUCCGCUGCCCGACCCGCUGCCUGAGCGCGCCAGGCUGGAGUGGCGCACGGAGCACGAGAGCUCCCUCGGGCUCGUCUGCGGAGGGUCAUGCCUCAAGGCGCACCAGCUCGCGCGGGACCCGGCGUCGGUGCGGAGGGCUCACGUCAAGCUGAGCGGCUCGGUCUUCUGCCAGCACUGCGGGGUGGACUUGCUCGCCCUCGUAGCGCAGCUCAAGGGCCUGCCGAGCGAGGAGGCGCGCCGUGCUCUGCUUCUCGCGCGCCUGCCGCACCUCGCGCGCUGGCCGGGCAAGCUCGACCGCGCCGCGACGGAGCCGAGCGAGGGGCGCCUCUGGGAAGCGGACCACCGGAGGGAGGUGCGCGAUGGCGGCGGGGAAGCCGCGAGCGAGGGCGCCUUCGACCCGCUCUGCGUCGGCUGCCACCAGCGAAAGACCAACGCGACGACGCGCGGGCGAGGCGACGACGAGGCGGUGCGGCUGCGCGGCUUCUCCUUUCGAGGGGCGGCCGAGGGCAGCGAGGCGGGCAAUCGCAAAGGCGCGGCGAGCGGCGCACCUCGCAAGCGCAGGGCGUCUGUCUCGCCGUCGGGCGCGGCGGCUGGACCCGCGGCGGCCUCGGCGACGGCCGGUGAGGCGGGCGCGGUGCGCGGUGAGCCAUCGGCAGCUGGGCAGCCAUCGGCAGCUGGGCGUCCCAGCGCGGGGAGCGACAGCGAAGCGACCAUAGCCGACGACAGCGACGCAACGAUAGCCGACGAGAGCGACACGACUGUAGCCGGCUCGACGAGCAUCGGGGAGCGCGGUGCGGCGCAGGCUGACUCGGACUCUGAGAUGUCACUGUUGGAAGAGGCUUGCUCUCGGGCCGCACCGCCGCCGAUGCCGGUGCCAGCGCCAGCAGUUGCGUUGGAGGCGCCGGCCGUCUGCUGGGAGGUGGAGCUCUCUGGACGGUUUCAGGCCUAUGGAUCCGAGCAGCAGUUUGCCCUCGAGACGGCACAUCAGCGUGGCGACGACGUGGCAUCCAUCAGCGUGCGCGGGACGGUGUACGAGGUACGCUUGCGAGGCGAACAGCGGCAACGAGGCUUGGGCGCCGACGCUUGGCGCAGUCGAAGGGUGCGGCGCAGAGUGAGCUGA
Messenger RNA from Emiliania huxleyi CCMP1516, 4068 nucleotides. RefSeq lists its product as hypothetical. The record is from RefSeq and is a predicted model, not a curated record. Gene Ontology annotation, cellular component: nuclear replication fork. NCBI's taxonomy places the organism in Eukaryota, Haptophyta, Isochrysidales, Noelaerhabdaceae. Gene Ontology annotation, molecular function: ATP binding; ATP-dependent chromatin remodeler activity. The coding region runs from base 1 to 4068 and encodes 1355 amino acids. The transcript is spliced from 6 exons. Gene Ontology annotation, biological process: DNA repair; replication fork processing.